Messenger RNA from Oncorhynchus mykiss (rainbow trout), 6964 nucleotides. Lineage: Eukaryota; Metazoa; Chordata; Actinopteri; Salmoniformes; Salmonidae. The record is from RefSeq and is a predicted model, not a curated record.
UUGUGUGUUUAGAUUACUGAGGGGAAAAUAUUUAAACCAUUUUAGAAUAAGGCUGUAAAGUAACAAAAUGUGGAAAAGUCAAAGGGUCUGAAAGCUUUCAAAAUGCACUGUAUAUGCAGUCGUAAAUGAGAUAUUCAUGAAUGAGAAAUAUUUUUGUGAAUAUUUAACUCAAGUUAAUCUUCAUCAUACUGGCUGCCUUUUAGCUGUUUUGUUGCCAUUCUUGAUUGUCUAGGCGUAGCCCUCUAAAAAUGAUACAUUGUGGCCUGGACGCCCGAUGUGCAAAUGAACAUCCAACCAUAGGCCUAAUGAUAAAUCACCAUAAAUGUGUAGCCUAUUGUUAUUGUGCUAUAGUAUAGCCCACGCUCUGUGUGCAAUUGCUGUUAUGAUCUGAUUUGAGCUGCAUCCUGAGUUGCAGGUGUGUCAGUUUCCAUUCUGCCCUGUAGGUGGGACUUAAUGCUUUGAGCAUGGACCUCGCUUUCUCUCUCGUCACUUUCUUCAACGCGCUAUCCCUCGGAGUCUUGGAGCGGUGCUAGUACAACCUGGAACUAAGCGGCUAACGGCAGCAUGAAUACAGGGUAACAUAUACUAUGCAUUCUAGAGAGGAGGACAAGCUUGGAGUACUGCUUUUUGAACCAUUCCCACUUUGACGGAGUAUUUUUUUCCCCCUUUUUCCUCAUCUGUGAAAUAGAUGGACAUUAGCUAAUUCGCAUCAAUUUGACAUACCUCCAUACAUUCACUCGCCCGCGCGCACACACCACAUAAUUGCAUAUUCAGACGGUCUCCGAUUUGGAGGUUCAAAAACAUCAAGGAUAUUGUCCUAAUAAACGUUGAGUCAUGGAUUCAUUUUUUAUUCCACCACGAAUUUGCUGGUGGAGGGUAUUGUUUCUUUUGACCAUCUUUCAGGACUACUUGAGCAAUAUGCUGGACUGCCCGCCAACCUGCAGCUGUUCUCCAACUGAGAUCUAUUGCAAUAAGUCUGACAAUGGGAAAUUCUUUCCCCUGCUUGCACUGCAAGAUACUGGGAACAAUGGAAAUAACAGUAUCGAAGAUGUGUUCAAGAACAUCACCUCAAUACACAUUGAGAACUGGACUGGCCUGCAGACGCUGAAAGAUGUGGACAUGGAGCUGUACACUGGACUUCAGAGACUAACAAUCAUGAACGGCAACCUGCGAGGUAUCCAGGCCAGAGCCUUCUCCCAGAACCCCCACCUGCGCUACAUAAACUUAUCGAAGAACCCUCUGACCACAUUAUCAUGGCAACUCUUCCAGAAUCUGCAACUCUUCGAGCUGAGGCUGGAAGAAGUGGUGUUUGAGUGUGGCUGUGAUAUCCGCUGGAUCCAGCUGUGGCAGCAGCGAGGGGAGGCUGGCCUGAACACCCAGCAACUCUUCUGCAACAACGGAGCCUCCAAGAUCCCUCUGCAGGCUAUGAAUAUCUCACUCUGUGACCUGCCGGACAUCAGUGUGACGCACUUUAACCUCACGGUUGUUGAGGGGGACAGAGUCACCAUCACCUGUAAUGGAUCUGGAUCCCCCCUACCUGAGGUGGACUGGACCGUCAUUGACCUCCACUCCAUCAACACUCACCAGUCCACUGUGUACUGGCCCAAUGUCCACUCCAUCAAUCUGACCCUGUUCAACGUGAGUCGUGAUGACAACUUCUACAUGCUGACCUGUAUAGCAGAGAACAAAGUGGGGAUGGCGAACACCUCAAUUCAGCUCACUGUCCAUUUCCCCCCCACCAUCCUGAAGCUGGAUGAGCCCGAGCGUCGCCAUGAAACCUGCAUAGAGUUCACGGUGCGUGGCAACCCCCUGCCCACCCUGCGCUGGUUCCACCGGGACAACGAGAUCUCCCCCAGUGACUACAUCCGCACUGAGAUGGAUACCUACCAGGACUACCUAGAGGGAUGCCUCAACUUCAAGGACCCCACGCACCACAACAAUGGCAACUACACUCUGGAGGCUAGCAACUUCCUAGGAGUCACCACCAAGACAGUGUAUGGACACUUCCUCAACGCCCCGUUUCCAGACGAUUAUGGUGACUAUGGGACUCCUACGCCAACCAUCACAGUAACACACAGGCCUGAGGAGGACAAGUUCGGGGUGUCUAUUGCUGUCGGCCUGGCUGGAUUUGCCUGUGUCCUUCUUGUUGUCCUGUUUGUUCUCAUCAACAAAUAUGGACGGCGGUCAAAGUUUGGAAUGAAAGGACCAGUAGCAGUGAUCAGUGGUGAGGAAGACUCGGCUAGCCCUCUUCACCAUGUCAACCAUGGCAUCAUCACCCCCUGUACCCUUGACGCUGGGCCAGAUGCUGUGGUCAUCGGGAUGACCCGUAUCCCUGUCAUUGAGAACCCGCAAUACUUCAGACACGGACACAACUGUAAUAAGCCUGCUACCUACGUGCAACACAUAAAGCGUCGGGACAUCAUUCUGAAGCGGGAGCUGGGAGAGGGGGCCUUUGGGAAGGUGUUCCUGGCAGAGUGCUAUAACCUCAGCCCUACCAAGGACAAGAUGCUUGUGGCUGUCAAGACCCUGAAGGACUCCACCCUUGUAUUUUCUCAGACGCUGAAGGACCCCACCCUUGCAGCGAGAAAAGAUUUCCAGAGGGAAGCGGAACUAUUGACCAACCUGCAGCACGAGCACAUUGUCAAGUUCUACGGUGUGUGUGUGGAUGGAGACCCCCUCAUCAUGGUCUUUGAGUACAUGAAGCACGGAGACCUCAAUAAGUUCCUCAGAGCUCAUGGGCCUGAUGCGUUGAUCCUGGUUGACGGACAGUCGCUGCAGACCAAUGGGGAGCUGGGCUUGUCUCAGAUGCUGCACAUUGCCACUCAGAUUGCCGCAGGGAUGAUGUACCUGGCCUCCCAGCACUUUGUGCACCGUGACUUAGCCACUCGGAACUGCCUGGUGGGCAACGGCCUGCUGGUUAAGAUUGGUGACUUUGGAAUGUCCAGGGACAUCUACAGCACGGAUUACUACCGGGGCUGUGUGGGAGGCCACACCAUGCUGCCCAUCCGCUGGAUGCCCCCUGAGAGCAUAAUGUAUAGGAAGUUCACCACAGAGAGCGACGUGUGGAGCUUCGGUGUCAUCCUCUGGGAGAUCUUCACCUACGGGAAGCAGCCAUGGUUUCAACUGGCCAACAACGAGGUCAUCGAGUGUAUUACGCAAGGACGGGUUCUGGAGAGGCCACGAGCUUGUCCCAAGGAGGUGUAUGACAUCAUGUUGGGUUGCUGGCAGAGGGAGCCCCAGCAGAGGCUGAACAUCAAGGACAUCCAGAAAAUCCUUUAUGCCUUGGGAAAAGCCACACCUGUCUACCUGGACAUCCUGGGCUAGUGUAUGUUGAGUUUUGUCGAUCUGUCUGUUUUGUUGUCUGUCUCUACCCAACAGAUGAAUAAAAACCCAGGAAUAACUCAAGCAACGAGUACCUUAUUGCUCCACUGGCAAACACCUACAAAAUGGGGAUGGACUUAAGUGCCUGCUACUCCUUUCGAUACACUGGAUAACAGUCUUAAAAAAAAGCACUUUUACAUUUUGUUUACCUGCAUUCAAAAAUGUACAGUUGCUGUAUACUAUAUGAAGAGGACAUACUUCAAGUUUUUCAUAAAAACAGCCAACUUAAAGUAUCACAAAAAAACAAAAACAAAAAACAGGAAGAAAACGACCAAAAAAAACACCAAACAAAUUAAAUUUAAAAAAGCUGAAAACCCUGGAAAUUUGUUUUGCUUUUGGGAUCCUGCCAUCUUGACAGAAGAUCAAACUCCCCAGGUGAUUUUCUUUUUCCUUUUAUAAAUAUAUAUUAUAUAUAUUUUUAAUUUAUUUUUAUUUUCAAAGUGUGGAUAUCUGCCAUGUUUCUCGCUAAAGGUACAGUAUGUCACAUGUUGGAGAUGACUGCUUGAUAUUGGCAAGUCAGACAAUUGGCAGGGACUUAUUAAAGUAGGCCUUACUGCACUCUGAUUGGCUGGAUCUAUCUUCUGACUCUGGAUCCAACGAGGUGAUUAGUUACUGAUGGGAAACAGCUUUUCACUGAGACGUGGAACUCAUAGAAAAGACAGAGCCACCAAUCAACACAGACAUCUUAAUUUAAAAUUGAAUGUAUAUACUGUACAUUUCUAUGUCACAAAAAAUAUGUUAACUUAUUUCAUUUCCUAUUUAGACUAUUUUAGUUUCUUGAUGUGUUGUUAUGGUGAGUGAAUUCUAUAGAUAUUUUGAUAAUCUUUCAUUUUUUGUUACUAUGUUAUUUCUGUUGGUUUUAAUGAAUUUCAUCUACUUUUAUUUAGGCUUAUCAUUUUGAACAUGUGAUUAUAAUGUGACAUUGUGAGUCAGGAUGUUAGGAUGUGACAUAAAGAGGAUUUAGACUCAGUAGAGUAAUCAGGACAGACUUUAAGCAAGAAGCAUACAGUAAAGUAGAAAGUGAUUAUGAAGAUCUUACAUAGGCCCCCACUCCCUCCCAUCCCAGCUCAUUGUUUUGUUCUUUCAGUGUAUUCUAGUAAUAGUCAUGUAUCUCAUGUACAGUACAUCUAGCCAGUGAAAAGAGCUAUAGCUAUGAUAUUGCAUUAUUAGCUGUCAGUUGCUGCCUCCUAAAAAGUACAUUUUUAUGACAUUGUAGUAUACUUCAUCUUGUUUUCCAGGUUGUGAAUAAUGUUAUUCAACUGCCUUCAAAUAGUCAUGACCCUGAUGUUUCAAUUCUGUCAGUUUAUACAAUAGGCAAUGCACUACUGGACAUUAUACACAUUGUAACACUGUACAUUAGUGCAGUACCUUCCUCUCAUUUUCCAUACUCUAAACACUUAGAUUCAAGUUAAAGCAUUCAUCAAAUGCAGGCUUGAGAAUGUUUUCUUCUCUCAACGUGCACAAAGUUCCAUUAAGCAAACAAUCCUUUAUGUUCCACAGCUCUCCCAAUGUUAAACAACAGCAAACUUGGCAAAACACAGUGACGUGAUUUAUUCAUUAAGUAGUAGUGAUAGAGCACUCUGUAGCUAUGGGGGCUGUUUGAAACAUUGCACUGUGAUGACAAACACUGGGGCUUCGGGAGAAAGUGCUCUCUCUCCCUCUCUCCUCUCUCUCGCUGCUCCUGCUUUUGCAGAGUAAUGUGAAUCAUUCAAGGUUGUGUUUGGUCUCAAUAACACCCCAAUGAUACAUCCAUAAUUAUUCAAUGCUGAGCCAUACUGGCACCAUGUUUUGCCUAUCUGCAUUUUCUUUAACAAGGAGAGAUAUUAUUUUGUGAUCAUUUUCAUAUUAACAUUUAUGUACACAAUCAUUUGUCUACUUCAACAAAAAUGUAUUUUAAAAGUUUCAAUAUGAAUUCUCUGGUCAAAACGUACAAAUAAUGUACUUUUAUUUCAAUGAAAAGUUCCUUCAUGUUAGAAUGGCGACAUACUCAACGCUUUCUCAUCUUUUUUUGCAAGUACUUCAAAAGAAGCUUUUCCAUUUUCUGCCUACUCAUCACAACAUCGCAAAAACUCUCCUUCGCCUUACUCUCUGAGUUCACAUCUGCAAAGUUUCCGAGGUGCAUCCGACUAUAGGAAUGGAAAGUGACUGGAACAUUUGCCUACUGUCUGCAUUGACUGACUGUCUACAUUGACUGACUGUCUGCAUUCAAUGACUUCACAAUGCACCGGCAUGCAUCCUGAUCUCCCAGGCAAAGUAAACGAGGAGAUUUCCCCUGGUAGUACACCACACAACCCUAUCCUGCUCCUUCCUAUGAUUGAAUCUCCGCUAGUUAACAACUCUGCCCUCUUCCUUUCCUAACACCUCCUCCAUGGAUGAGUACACAAAUCCAGCACAGGCUCAAAUAGAGGCACACUUUACAAACUCGUUAUAAUUUAAAUAAAAUAACAUAGGGUGACUUUCACUCAUCAAAUGGAGUGCACAGAGCCCAUUCAUGCCGGAUUAGGUCCUAAUUGGAAGGAAACAGACAAAGGUCACUUCUGAGGAUGUUGCAAAAAGAUCCUAUAGGAACCAACAGACUCAGAGACAUGUUUAUCAACAGUCUGCACAACACUAGAUUGAAAAUGUUUACAAGUAUAGUAGACUUUGAGGAAAGGAACAUUUAGGCAUUGGUGUUACAAGGCGACGACAUUUCUAAUAACAUAAAGAACACUACACAUUGAUUGUCUGAUAUAGUAUUUUCAGUCAUUCACAUUAGAUAGUUUCAUUACAAUAUUUAAUAAUGAAUCACUGAAAUAAAAAACAUGUUGACAUUUACUUUAGCCCCCUGAUAAUCCCCUGACAGCCCCCUGAUAGUCCACUCAUAGUCCCCUGAUAGUCCCCUGAUAGUCCCCUCAUAGCCCCCUGACAUCACCCUGAUAGUCCACCGACAGGCCGCUGAUAGUCCACUCAUAGCCCCCUGAUAGCCCCCUCAUAGUCCACUCAUAGCACCCUGAUAAUCCCCUGAUAGUCCACUCCUAGCCCCCUGAUAGUCCACUCCUAGCCCCCUGAUAGUCCACUCAUAGCCCCCUGAUACCCUGAUAGUCCACUCCUAGCCCCCUGAUAGUCCCCUGAUAGUCCCUUGAUAGUCCACUCAUAGCCCCCUGAUAGUCUCCUCAUAGCCCCCUGAUAGUCCCCUCAUAGUCACCUCAUAGCCCCCUGAUAGCCCCCUGAUAGUCCCCUGAUAGUCCCCUGAUAGUCCCCUGAUAGUCCACUCAUAGCCCCCUGAUCCCCUGAUAGUCUCCUCAUAUCCCCCUGAUAGUCCCCUGAUAGCCCCCUCAUAGCCUCCUGAUAGCCCCCUGAUAGUCCCCUGAUAGCCCCCUGAUAGUCCACUCAUAGCCCCUUGAUAGCCCCCUGAUAGUCCACUCAUAGCCCCCUGAUAGUCUCCUCAUAGCCUCCUGAUAGCCCCCUGAUAGUCCCCUGAUAGCCCCCUGAUAGUCCACUCAUAGCCCCUUGAUAGCCCCCUGAUAGUCCACUCAUAGCCCCCUGAUAGUCUCCUCAUAUCCCCCUGAUAGCCCCCUGAUAGUCCCCUGAUAGUCCCCUCAUA